Syzygium oleosum is the source of this 1444-nucleotide messenger RNA. Its product is annotated as ubiquinol oxidase, mitochondrial. NCBI's taxonomy places the organism in Eukaryota, Viridiplantae, Streptophyta, Magnoliopsida, Myrtales, Myrtaceae. Gene Ontology annotation, biological process: alternative respiration. The record is from RefSeq and is a predicted model, not a curated record. Gene Ontology annotation, cellular component: mitochondrion. The transcript has 4 exons. Gene Ontology annotation, molecular function: alternative oxidase activity. Bases 239 to 1249 code for a protein of 336 amino acids.
GAUCAUUCGUUCUCCUACUUCGCUGCCCACGAAACCCCCGUAAUCUCGGCCGUCCGAGCUCCCACGCAACGGUCAAUCAACGGCUCACCGGAAACACGUAGAAAAGCACUGCCCCCUCCCUCCGUCACCGCAAUGAUUUUGUCCGCAAUAUUUCUGCUUCGAAAUUUUCAGUUUUUCAGUUCGCACCACACGACAAGCAUCGAACUUACUGUGGAGCGAUCCGACUCAGCGAUCCGGGAUGAGUCGUCAGGGCGUCAUGAGGUCGUUGGCGCGGAGCUUCGUCAAUGGCGGCAGCUGCGGCGGCGGCGGCGGCGGUGCCCUCCGGCCGUUCGAGGCGGAGCUCGGGCGGCGCGAGGGCGGCGUCCCUUGCGGAGCGAUCUACGCGAGGAGGAUGCUGAGUUCUCCCGCGACGGAUCCUGCUCCCGCUGAUAAGGCGAGGAAGGAGAGCGCGGUUGCCGAGGAGGAGAAGAAGAACGGUGGAGGUGCGGUGGUUCCUUCGAGCUACUGGGGGAUCUCGAGGCCUAAGAUCACUAGAGAAGACGGUACCGAGUGGCCUUGGAAUUGCUUCAUGCCUUGGGAAACUUAUAGGGCAGACGUAUCAAUUGACUUGAAAAAGCACCACGUGCCGAAGACAUUCGGGGAUAAAUUUGCAUAUCAUACAGUGAAGCUUCUGAGAGUUCCUACUGAUGUUUUCUUUCAGAGACGCUAUGGUUGUCGCGCCAUGAUGCUUGAAACUGUAGCAGCUGUUCCAGGAAUGGUGGGAGGAAUGCUGUUGCACCUAAGGUCUCUCCGCAAGUUUGAACAGAGUGGUGGUUGGAUCAAAGCCCUGCUGGAAGAAGCAGAGAAUGAAAGGAUGCACCUGAUGACCAUGGUGGAGCUGGUGAAACCAAAAUGGUACGAGAGGCUACUGGUUCUUGCAGUGCAAGGAGGAUUCUUCAAUGCUUACUUCGUCCUCUAUUUGCUCUCCCCUAAAUUAGCACAUAGAGUUGUUGGCUAUCUGGAAGAGGAGGCCAUCCACUCGUAUACAGAGUUCUUGAAGGAUCUUAACAGUGGUGCGAUUGAAAAUGUUCCCGCUCCAGCUAUUGCCAUUGACUACUGGAGGUUACCCAAGGAUUCAACUCUGAAGGACGUGAUAACAGUUAUCCGUGCCGAUGAAGCUCACCAUCGUGACGUCAACCACUUUGCUUCUGACAUUCAUUUCCAGGGAAGGAAAUUGAAGGAUUCCCCAGCUCCGCUUGGUUAUCACUGAAUAAUUUACUUCCUGUUCCAGACAUGCCUUUUUGUUCGUGUUACUACUAGCCAUAGCCGACUGUGAAACUUCGAUUAGGCGUUAUGGUGUCCUCGACAGGAUGUUAAAUUUCCUCGAUUGCGAGUUGUACUACUGAACGUGUAUUGCAUGACCAAAAUUAAAUCGCAUCUAUGCAUUAAGUAUUUGUGUUGCGCA